Messenger RNA from Macrosiphum euphorbiae (potato aphid), 315 nucleotides. Lineage: Eukaryota; Metazoa; Arthropoda; Insecta; Hemiptera; Aphididae. The record is from the annotation of a GenBank genome assembly.
AUGAUUGUAGAUAAGCCAUAUUCAAAUCUUAAAGCAGCAGUUACAUUUUACCAGAAUGAUUUAAAAGGUUAUGAUGACAUUAUAAAAGUUGAAUAUCAAUUAUGGCAGUCGAAAUGGAACUUAGUUGAAUCUCGGCCAUCGACGGCUAUCGAAGCACUUCAUCAAUGUGAUCAACUAAUGUACCCAAAUAUGUAUGAGCUUCUUAAGAUACUAUCAAUACUUUCUGUUUCAACAGCAACUGCAGAGAGAAGUUUUUCAACAUUAAGGAGGUUGAAAGUCAUCUUCGAAACACAACAUCUGAAUCACGGCUUGUAG